Messenger RNA from Chanos chanos (milkfish), 1131 nucleotides. Its product is annotated as pepsin A-like. Gene Ontology annotation, biological process: proteolysis. NCBI's taxonomy places the organism in Eukaryota, Metazoa, Chordata, Actinopteri, Gonorynchiformes, Chanidae. The record is from RefSeq and is a predicted model, not a curated record. The transcript is spliced from 9 exons. Gene Ontology annotation, molecular function: aspartic-type endopeptidase activity. The coding region runs from base 1 to 1131 and encodes 376 amino acids.
AUGAAGCUGGCCGUUGUGUUCUUGUCCGUGGCAGGCCUCUCUGAGUGCCUUUUUAAAAUUCCUCUUCUGAAGGGUAAGUCAGUUAGACAGACUUUAGAGGAGAGAGGACUUUGGGAUGAGCACAGGACGAAGUUCUCCUACGACCCCACGACCAAGUUCAACAACAGGCUUGACACGGAGAAGGAACCGCUGACCUAUGCCCCUUUACAAACAUAUUAUGGGAUUGUUUCCAUUGGCAACCCACCCCAAUCAUUCAAAGUUGUCUUUGACACAGGAUCUGCCGAUUUCUGGGUCCCCUCUGUUUACUGUGACAGUGCGGCCUGCAACAACCAUGCUAAGUUCAACCCCAACAUGUCCUCCACGUUUCGGUCUAGCUCUAUUCCUCUGUAUAUCGCAUAUGGCACUGGAAGCAUGACAGGCGUUCUGGGAUAUGACAUGCUGAUGAUAGGUGAUGUGUAUGUGCAGAACCAGGUGUUUGGUUUGAGCGAGACAGAGAGUGAGUAUUUGGUGUAUAUGCCGUAUGAUGGUAUACUGGGUCUGGCCUUCAUAUCUGAUGCCACAGAAGACUUCACACCUGUCUUCAACAAUCUGGUGGCACAGGGCAGGGUCUCUCAGAACCUAUUCUCCUUCUAUUUAACAAGCUCUGAAGAGGGUAGUGUGGUGAUCCUAGGAGGGACAGAUCCUGCCUACCACAGUGGGAGCAUACAAUGGAUCCCUCUCUCCCAGCAGCAGAAAUGGCAAAUAGAGAUGCAGAGUAUCGUUAUCUCCGAAAACACUGUGGCUUGUAUUGGAUCCUGCAGUGCCAUUGUGGAUACAGGAACUGCAUUAAUAGUAGGCCCAACGACAGACAUUAAUAACAUCUAUGGGUGGGUGGGAGCCUAUGUGGAUCAAAGCGGAGAUGCAAUAGUGAGCUGCAGUAACAUUGACCUCAUGCCUGACGUCAUAUUCCAAAUAAAUGGUUAUACAUUUUCCCUGCCUGCCUCCGCAUAUGUCUACCAGUUCGGUUCAACCUGCAGGGUGGGGUUUGAGACCGGGGGUGAUUUCUGGAUCCUUGGAGAUGUGUUCCUCAGAGAAUACUACUCAGUGUUUGACCGGGAAAACAACAUGGUGGGUUUCGCCAAGGCUGCGUGA